This is a messenger RNA of Aureobasidium uvarum, 1095 nucleotides long. Lineage: Eukaryota; Fungi; Ascomycota; Dothideomycetes; Dothideales; Saccotheciaceae. The record is from the annotation of a GenBank genome assembly.
AUGGCACCUGCACAGUCGACCUUCAAGGGCCUCCCUGUCAUCCCGCCCAACGACCCCUCAUUGACUGCCACUUCCACCACACCCCGCAAGAUCCGUAAGGUGUUCGAGGCCAUCGACCAAGCCGAGGGUGCAGGCGCAAGAGUCAGAAGAUCAGUGGGCACAAGAGAGUUGAAGAACUUUACACCUUUCCUCAUGCUCGUACGUCGCCUUGCACACCCUUACACAAGGCAAGAAGCACAACUAACACAACCCAAACAGGACCACUUCACCAUCUCCCCUGGCGCAGGCUUCCCUGAUCACCCUCAUCGCGGCCAAGAAACCAUCACCUACCUCCUCAGCGGCGCCGUCGACCACGAAGACUUUGCCGGCAACAAGGGCACCAUUCACGCCGGCGACCUGCAGUUCAUGACAGCAGGAAGAGGCAUCGUGCACGCCGAGAUGCCCGCCCAGAACCCUGACGGCAGCGCAAACAUCGGCAUGCAACUAUGGGUCGACCUCCCUGCCCAGCUCAAAGACUGCGAACCCCGUUACCGCGACUUGCGCGCUUCCGAGAUCCCCGUCGCAAACUCCGAGGAUGGCAAGGUCAAUGUCAAGGUUAUUUCGGGACGCGCAUAUGGCGUUGAUUCGUUGCAAGAGUUGGCAUAUACACCUGUUUGGUUGCUGGAUGUCAGAGUACAGCCAGGCGGCACUUUCAACACUCCUUUGCCGCACAAGUGGAAUGCCUUCAUCUACACUCUUAGUAACAGCAUCAAUCUCUCUUCUGGAUCGACUUCGCGAACGAUCCCGCAAUACCACAAUGCUGUUCUGGAGCAAGAGGGUGAUAGCAUUGUCGCCAGUGUCCCCGAGUCAGCAGACAAGGAGAGCAGAUUCAUCUUGGUUGCUGGUAUGCCUCUGAGUCAACCAGUAAGUUUACCUGCACCUCCCAUGAUUAGAGUCUGUCUAACCUUUUUCAUAGNNAUCAUCCAAUACGGUCCAUUCGUUCAGACCAGCACAGAGGGCAUCUACAAGGCAAUGGCCGACUACCAAGGCUACACCAAUGGCUUCGAACGUGCCGAAAACUGGGAGUCGGAGAUUGGAAAGAGCAUGGUGCACUGA